Triticum urartu is the source of this 2550-nucleotide messenger RNA. It is a transcript of the gene HEB2, whose product is annotated as condensin-2 complex subunit H2-like protein. Gene Ontology annotation, cellular component: nucleus; condensin complex. The record is from RefSeq and is a predicted model, not a curated record. Lineage: Eukaryota; Viridiplantae; Streptophyta; Magnoliopsida; Poales; Poaceae. Gene Ontology annotation, biological process: meiotic chromosome condensation; mitotic sister chromatid separation. Gene Ontology annotation, molecular function: chromatin binding.
CCCUUCACCGAAACUCAGAUCCCGCCGUCACAAAUUCCAUCGAGCGGGAGACCUCCGAAAUCCGAAAAUUCCCCAAUCCUCUUCCAACCCUAGCCCCCUUGCUUCCUCCCCCCUUCCCCUUCCCGCUUCCAAGCACCCUCACCGCCCGCGGUCCACGCCCAUUGGAUCCCGAGCCACCAUCCCGCAAGAAUACCUCUUCGCGCCCAGUAACUUCGUUGCCUGAGGGGGAGUCAUGGAGGACGGCAGCGGCGGCGCCGGCGCCGGCGGUGAGGGGAGCACGAGCGGGGGGAGGUUCCCGAUACUGCAGGCGAACCGGGACCCGGAGUCGAACUGGGAGGUGGACGUCGCCAAGAGCCUCGAGGAGUACCUCCUCAAGAUCUGCUCAGGCGAGAUCUCCGCCGAAGACGGGGCCCACAGCUUCAACUUCGCCGAAGCUGCGCUAUUGCUCCAAGGUUCAGUUCAAGUUUACAGCCGCAAGGUGGAGUACCUGUACUCAUUGGUGCUACAUGCGCUGGAAUUUCUCUCGCAAAAUAAGCAAGAUCAACAAGAAAAGGGAUCUGCUGAAGCUAACGAAAAUGGUCCUAGCACUACUGCCAACAAAGAAGAUGAUAUGUUUAUGGGUUUAGAUGAUGUCCCAGCGGAAACAAGGACCACUUUGGAUAACAACCUUGACCAGGAUGAUCUGCGAAGAAAAAUUGUGAGGCCACCAGCAAAUCUUCUAGUGUUCGAAGGAGACUGUGUCGAUAGCGAAGCAAGCGAGCUGGAUUCAUAUUUGUUAGCAACAUGUGGUUUCUUCGGAGAUUUCCUCCUGCUGGAUCCAUGUGACGCACCAGCUGUUUUUGAAUUUUUUCAAGGAAAAAAAUCAUGCAAAGAAGAUAUUUUGGCUCAUAGACGAACUCCUGGGAAAGCCCGAAACAAUGUCUUCACUUCCCCAAAUGUAAGAUCAGGGGGUACUGCUCGUAGACGAACUCCAGGGAAAGCCCGAGAUGAAAAUAUAGAUCCAACUCAGGACAGCGAGCAAUCUCAUGAAAUGAUAGCAGAUCAAAGUCAAGAAGAUAGCUGGCCUCAUCAUCCUGUUGACCACAAUUCUCCUAUCAUCAUGCCCCCACCAGAUGAUGAAGACCCUGGGUGCCCAGAUCUUGGGGAUGAUUCUGAUGAUGAAGAUCCAUAUAAAUCUUUGGAUCCGCAUGAACCUAGCAACCUAAAGAUCAAGCCUUACAAGAGAGUAAAAGCUUUUUCAAGGCAAGUUAUUGGCGCUCCAAAGAAGAAAACCCUUGCAUCUAUAUUUCCUGUGGCAAAAAUGGAUGGUGUUGUUAGUCCUGAACUAACAAAAUAUUUUGAAGUACAAAUGUCUCAGCAGGAAAAACCUGAUGUCUCCCAGUCAGUUCCUCUUUAUGAAAAGCUUAGAGAGUCAUUUGAAACUGGUGAAGUAAAUUGCCAUAUAUCUGGAGAUUUGAAGGAUGACAAACAGACCAAUAAUUUUGAUGAUAUUGAUGGGCCAGACACCCCGAAUGAUCCAUAUGUUGACAUGGAUAUUGAUGAUGACAUGCCAAGUUACUCAGAUAAGAUUGAUGAUGACGUGGUUCGAGUUACGCAGGACAGCAUGGAUGGACAUAAAAGCCUUGAUGAUUUGUGUCGAUCACAUCUGGAUGCUCUCCUUGCUAGCAUAGCUGAGGCUGAACAACAAACCGAGCUGGAUGCACGAGUUUCAACAUGGAAAGAGCGAAUAGAGCUUGCCUUGGAAGAGCAGGAUAGAAACCCACCCUUUGAUAUUGGUUUAUAUGGAGAGCAGAUCCUUGACACACUCUCGUCAAGAACUGAUACAGGGAUUGCAUCAUUCAGUGAGAUUGUUAGCAGCAAACCAAAGUACGAGGUUGCAAGAACAUUCUCUGCCCUUCUCCAGCUGGUGAAUGGCAGAAGUGUUGAUCUGGACAAAGGACAAGCUACAAAUGACUUGGUUUGCUACACAGCUGUGAAUCCAUUCCAUGUAAAGCUGAUUGGUCCCAACCGUAGACCAGAGAUGGAGGCACGUUUUGCACGCAAGAGAGUCAAGUCCCCUCAAAGAAGUUGUGGUGAAGAGGGCGAGCCCUCUCGGGUACAACCAAAUUCGUCUAAGAAGCAGCCACCUAAAAAUGGCAAGGUUUCAGUUAAGGCAGCAGUCAGAUUGACUCCUGAAGGAAAGCGAAGGCGAAAGUCUGCUCAACUGCUGCAGCCAUUCAAUCUGGAAUCCAGCUGAUGCGCAGACUGACCUUAGCAGUCUAAUUUUUCUCUUGUAUUGUUGAGUGUCUAAGCCUCCCCCCCGAGGAACAUUGUUGAUUGUCUAGCUGAUGGCAGUGGUUGAUAAGAAGGGUGAAGUAUUAGGUUAUGAAUUAGGGCCUAGCUAGAGCGCUAGAUGGUGUAUAUGUACAAUUGAUCAUUGUGCUGUUAUGUAUGUAUAUUAUUGAUAUCGACCCAAAUGUAAUGUUUACUGGCAACGUUUUUGGGCCAGAAUUGCCCCUGUAUCGGGCGGAUACGAUUGUUUGAUAUUCUAAUUCAGUAGUUGGCAUUUGA